GAAGGGUUUCCUGCCCCGUUGCGGCCGAGCGUGUCCCGUGCUUCCACCGUGGCAAAAGGCAUCCUGCAGUGCUCUAACCCAGGUCCUUGCAGGACCCGUAAGAAUAACUCCGGAGGGGUUUGCACUGGCCUCACGAGAGGCUGGUCCCGGUGCCCUUCGGGCCUCCUGGGCGGCCCUCUGAGCCCGAGCACCGGCCGCGUCUAGAACCCCGGACCCGCCGGCGAACCGGGGUGGGGGUGGGGGGUAGGCUCUGGACCCAUGGCGCCGCCCCGGGUCCCGCGCCUCGCCGGCGGGCAGGAAAAAACCCAGUCGGGACGAGGGAGGCCGAUCGCCGUGAGCUUCGCGGACGUGGCCGUGUACUUCUCCCCCGAGGAGUGGGGCUGUCUGCGGCCCGCGCAGAGGGCCCUGUACCGGGACGUGAUGCGGGAGACCUACGGCCACCUGGGCGCGCUCGGAUUCGCAGGCCCCAAACCGGCCCUCAUCUCCUGGCUGGAGAGAAAGAAGGAGGUGUGGAGCCCGGAGGCCGAGGAUUCCGAGGAGGGGGCGAGGCACCCAGGAUCUGGGCUAGAAAGCAAGAAAAAGAACGAACCCAGCAGCAAAAUUGGGGCCGAGGAGCUUGAGGAAGCCCCUGUGAGGAACGCGCCAGCGGUGCAGGCCAGGCUGGUUCCUAGUUUCAGGGACUUUCGCCAUCCAUUGCCUCAGCUGUCUGCACACACAGAGCAGCAGUGCACCCAGACUCCCAAGAGGCCCUACCCCUGCCUGGAAUGCAACCGUUCUUUCAGCUACCCCUCCCUCCUAGCCAGCCACCAGCGGGUCCACUCGGGGGAGCGGCCUUUUCCAUGUGGCCAGUGUGGACGUUGCUUCCGCCAAAGAGGCAACCUGGCUGUCCACAUGCGCAUACAUACAGGGGAGAAGCCCUUCUCCUGCCCAGACUGUGGGAGGCUCUUUGCCUACCCCUCCAUGCUGGUCAGGCAUCGGCGAAUCCAUUCUGGAGACCGUCCAUAUGUCUGUGGACCUUGUGGGGUUCAGUUCUCCCAGAGGGCUCACCUCGUCCAGCACCAGCUGCUUCAUACAGGGGACAAGCCCUAUUCAUGUCCAGACUGUGGCCGCUGCUUCCGCCAGACUGGGGCGCUGGCCAUCCAUAGACACAGACAUGGUGGGGAGAAGCCGUAUGUGUGCACUGAGUGUGGACGCCACUUUACACACCCUUCUCUCUUGGCUAUCCACCAGCGCACCCACACUAGGAAGAAGCCCCAUAUCUGUUCUGACUGUGGUCGGAGCUUUGCCUACCCCUCCCUCCUGACCAGUCACCAACGGGUCCACUCUGGUGAGCGCCCCUACCCUUGUACCCACUGCAGUGCCCGCUUUGCCCAGCAAAAUAACCUGCUCCAGCAUCAGCUCAUUCACACAGGGGAAAAGCCCUAUGCGUGCCCCGACUGUGGCCGCUGCUUCCGGCAAAGCGGCUCCCUGGCUAUCCACAGACGCACACAUACAGGGGAGAAGCCCUACUCCUGCUCCGAGUGUGGGCACCAAUUUACCUCUUCCUGUGUCCUCAAUAGCCACAGACGCAUCCAUUCUGUUGAGAGGCCCUUCCCUUGUUCCCAGUGUGGGAAAACCUUUAAACGAAAGAGUGCCCUGGAAGCCCACCAAUGGAUCCAUCGUACAGGCGGGACAAGUCAGAGGGGUGACAGACCUCUGUUACCACCCCCAGCCCAGGCUUGUGUCCCUGAGGGUCAGGAACCGUCCGUACACUUCCGACAUUUUCCCGAUAUGUUCCAGUAGUGUGAGUGUCUGAGUAAAGCAGUGUGAAGGAACAAAUGUUUUAAGGUUCUCCCUCAUCAAGUGUUGGGAAGGAGGUGCACAGAGGGCAAGGGAUAGGAGAGGGGAGAAAAAGGGAAUCAGGCAAAAUGGAGAUGGUGGGGGCUGAGCCACAUCUGGAAUCUAUGCAAGACCUGGGAGCUGAGAGGCAGGACAUCCGGAGUGAAGAACCUGUCAGAAAAAGCAUGAGACUCCUUCAGUCCGCUCCCAGCCCGGACUGCUGACCUCUGACCUUUCAGCUCCGGUUUCCCCUGACUGUAGAUCUCAGGAGAACAAACCUCCUUGGACCAGGAGCCAUAAUGUAAGAGGAGGAUCAUAGGCUUUGAACCAGUUUAUCCCAUGUUCAAUCUUGGCUCAUCCCUUGCAUCAUCAACAUCUCUCUGACUAUAAAAUGAGUACAUUAAUACUGCUCCCGAGGUGGUUGUGAGGAUUAAAUAAUAUAUAUUCAGUCA
Callorhinus ursinus (northern fur seal) is the source of this 2270-nucleotide messenger RNA. RefSeq lists its product as uncharacterized. NCBI's taxonomy places the organism in Eukaryota, Metazoa, Chordata, Mammalia, Carnivora, Otariidae. Gene Ontology annotation, molecular function: DNA-binding transcription factor activity, RNA polymerase II-specific; RNA polymerase II cis-regulatory region sequence-specific DNA binding. Gene Ontology annotation, biological process: regulation of DNA-templated transcription. The record is from RefSeq and is a predicted model, not a curated record.